Stereum hirsutum FP-91666 SS1 is the source of this 1785-nucleotide messenger RNA. Its product is annotated as acid protease. The transcript is spliced from 8 exons. Gene Ontology annotation, biological process: proteolysis. The coding region runs from base 395 to 1768 and encodes 457 amino acids. The record is from RefSeq and is a predicted model, not a curated record. Gene Ontology annotation, molecular function: aspartic-type endopeptidase activity. Lineage: Eukaryota; Fungi; Basidiomycota; Agaricomycetes; Russulales; Stereaceae.
CUUGUCCACCUCGACCUCGACCUCGAGGACGCUGCCCUCAGCAACCACAGAGCCCGUCCAUCCGUCGACGAAUGCAGCGACAACAACGUCCGCGAUGUCCCGAACCAUUGAAGCGCAUGGAAGAUCCUCGUUCCACGUAAUCGAGCCUCGGAGGCUGACCGUAACCCGUCGUGUGCCCAUCCUGCAGCUGCAGUAGUACCCACCCUCUUCCUCUCAGACCGGCCUUCUUCCAACGGACUUCGACUGCGGUUCACUCAGCACUCGACCUUCUUUCCUUUCGUCCUUCGUCCUUAUUAUCCUGCUGCUAGUGCUUCCCUUCCCACUUUCCCUCCCACCCUCCAUACGUCAAUCGUUUGAGCGGUGAACCCACACGAACAUUGACACGCUGCGCAGGAUGCACUCCUCCUCCCUCGCACGAACGGUCGUCACUACCCUCGGAUGCACGGUCAGUGUGGCGAACGCAGCGGGCACGCUGAAAGCUUCGUUCUCUUCGCAUCUUGUUCCCCAUAGCGGGAAUGCACCGAGCACGAACACUUACGGCCUGUUCAGUGCGAACUCGACGGCGGAUGCACCGACGGACAAUGCGGUUUUGAAGGUCGUUACUACAGUUCAGGCAGGAAACAAUCAGACUUUCUCGCAGGUCUUGGUUGAUACGGGUAGUGCGAUUCUAUGGGUCGGCGGAGAGGAUCCGUAUGAAGUUGGGCCGAAUACUGUUUCGAUCAACAAAACCUUCAGCGUAGGCUACGGCGCCGGCGGCGUGAACGGCACAGCCUAUAACGACACAGUGACCAUCGGCGACGCCACAGUGACCUCGCAGAUCAUCGGCGCGGCGGGGUAUUUGACGGGGUUUACGCUCGUUAGUCCGAUUGAUGGGAUUCUCGGCCUCGGACCCCCCGGCUCCAACGCAGGCGAAGUCCUAGGGUUCAAUGGAUCCUCUACACCCACCUUCGUAGAGAACUUGCUCUCCCAGGGCGCGAUCGACGAGCCUGUUUUUGGGAUUUAUGUUAAUUCUUUGAAUACGAGCGAGGGGAGUGGGCCGAUUAAUGCGACAGAGGGCAGUGGGAGUGGGAGUGGGGCGCAGGAGAUGGGGAGGGGAGAGAUCGUGUUUGGGGGGUGGGAUGAGGGGAGGGUGGAUGGUCCGUUGACGUGGGUACCACAGAACGAACCUUAUAAUUUUCAUUGGGAGUUUAAUGUCUCGAGUUUCGACGUUGGGAAUACGACGCUCGUGAAUGAGACGACGCCCGCGCGGACGGAUACCGGGGUGUUGUCUAUCGGACUUCCGAUCGACGCGAUCCUAAGCAUCGUCUCCUCCACGAACGCGACCUACGUCUCCUCGAACCAAUCGACGACAUUCCUGGGUUAUCUCGCGUUUCCGCCUGCGCCUUCCAACAUCACGGACGAUAGCGACCUACCUUCAUUCACCUUCUACCUCGGGUCCUCAUCAUCAUCAUCCGCCUCGUCUUCUUCGUCCUCCUCGUCGUUAAACAGCGAUGUCGACAUCGACGUGUCAGUAGACGAGGGAGGGGACAGAGGCGAAGCGUUCAUCAUCCCCCCCUCGCAAUACCUCAUCCCGCCCUCCCUCUAUCCUUCCCUAAACCUAACCACAACAUCUGCAACUGGAGCACAAGAGGGAGGAGCAGGGAUAAGAUACAGCUGGGUGACAAGCGCGGGGUUCGGGGCGUUUAGUCUGGGGCAGAAAUGGUUGGAGGGGGUGUAUACGGUUUAUGAUAUGGGCGGGAGGAGGGUUGGGUUUGGGCAUUUGGUUUGAGGGGGGGUGGGGGAGGG